AGUUUUUUUCCCAUUAUUUUUCGGCUUCAAUAAAUGUUGGGAAUGCAAAUAAAUUAAUAAAUUUAUUUGAUUCAGUGUAAUCAUGGAUAUAUUACCUACCAAUAAUGAUGAAAAGACGAAAGUUACAAAGAAAAUUAAAUGUUCGUAUAAGCUUAGAAAUCUUCGUCAAUGUCUUAUGUUUAAGCCUCAAAUUUUAAAGCUAAUUUUGAAAAUGCGGCACUGUAUAAGCAAGAAAAAUGUUAUUUUAACACGAUUGAAAAAGCAAUUAAAGUUGUUGACAAACAUUGAAGUGGUUACAUCUUAUGCACAAACAGAUGAUACAAGUUUUGAUUUAGGAAAAAGGCAGAUUUCAGAAGAACUUGGGGAAAAAAAGGCAACAGUAAAUGAUGUAUAUACCCAAACUGAAGAUAUUUUAGUUUAUGAUAAUAUAACAAAGCACGAAUCUUGUCUUAAAGGAAAAGUGGAUGAGCCAGAACCUGCUUGGAAUAUUAACAAAGAAGGAGCUGAUAAAGAAAAAAGCAUUGCAGAACAGGUUGAAGAAGUUGCCCAAUCAGCUUUAAGAGAAACAGGAAUGGUGUAUGUUGAUUCAGCUGGAAUGUAUUACGAUUACAAGACAGGGUACUAUUAUAAUUCCGAAUUGGGUUUAUACUACCAUACGGAUACCGGUUGCUACUAUUAUUAUUCAGAUGAAAAACAAAAUUUUGAAUUCCAUUCAUAUCCUGAUAGGAGUGCUGAAAAUGCAAAUGCAUCUUUAAUAAAGCAUCAAAAAAAGAAAGCCAAAAAACAUAAAAAGGCAAUGAAAACGAAUAUUGAUAACCUGACGAAAACAUUCUCUCAGGUUUCACUUCAAGGCCCAGUUGCCUUAGGUAAAUAAAUAGAUCAGAAGUUUCUUCCCAAUACAAACAUAUGAAAUGUUAUAUUACAGGGAAAAGAAGAAGAUGAUUCUGAAGAAUCCAGCAAACCAAAGCGAAAAAAGAAUUCACAUGAAAAGAAGAGCAUUGAGGAAGAAAAAUGUAAUACAGCUGUGAAUCAAAAUAUUGAUUUGGAAACAAAGAAGAAUGUGGAGAAUGAUGAGAGCGAAAAGCUUGUAAAACUUGAAACUUCAGUAAAAGUGGUAGAAAAAGAAGAAGUGAAGGUGGAAAAAGAAGAUGAGAUGGAAGAUGGCGAAUGUAGUGAAACUGAUGGUGAAGAAGAAGCCGACAAGGAUAAUGAGGAAGACUCGGACCUAAAUAAUAGCACCUCAACUGACACUGAUGAUGAAUCCGUAACUAAAUAUCAUCCACCAUGCAUACGUUUGAUAGUACGCGAAUCAAACCUACAAAAGCUGAAAGUCGGAAGUCUUUUUCUCAUCACCAAAGAUGGCGGCUCAAUUGGUAGAGAAGGUGACCAACAUGCUAUCGUUAUAAACGAUAGUAAUGUAUCGAGGGUAAGUUGGUAAAAAAUAAUUCAAAUUUGAAUCGACGUUUUUAUCCUUCAUUAAAGUUACAGCAUAUAUAGGUUCCAAUGCUGGGCCCAGGGCUCCCUUCAUUUCUGAGAGGGUUUUAGGGCAAGGAAAUAUCCGCCGCGCUGCACCAAUGCGUGUCGGCGAACUUCAUAUGUCUUCUAAAUAUAUUUUUUUACAGAUUUCUCAGACAUUCAGGUUUCCUCACAAUGUUUUCCUUCAUCGCCGAGCAUGUAGUAAAUAAGCACUUAAAAUUGCAAUUAACAAUUUCAUUGGUGACGGCGGGGAUCGGACUGACAAUUAGGCAAAGGAAAAACGUUGUAAUUAUACGAUGUUUGACAUAUUAAAAAUUUGAUAUUAUUUGUACAUUUACCUGGUACGUUUGAAAUUUUUUUUGCCCCCAGAACCACUUGGACAUAAGAUACAAUUUGGAGCGAAACGUUUACCUGGCAACGGAUCUUGGGUCUAAAAACGGAACAAUUCUGAACGGGAUUCGGAUGUCGGAAAGUCAAGAUAUAAGCGAGCCUAUGGAGGUAUAACUCGAAAAGCACAUACCGUGUAUAUUGUUCUUGUCUUACCAAGAAAUGAUCAGCUGUUCCUAAAAUACACUUAGUACAAAGUAUAAAAUAGAAUAUCAAUUACUAUUACUUUGUUCGAAGGUGGUUCAUGGGAGUGUGAUACAGUUGGGCGAGACGAAACUCUUGUGUCAUAUACACCCUGGCAAUGACACGUGUGGACAUUGCGAACCUGGACUGAUAAUAGAAUGUACGUAUUACAAUUUAUUACAUUCUAAUGAACAAUUCAUACCUGAGUGAUAGCUAAUAAACGUGCCCACUAUAUCACCACAAUUUUCAACCGACGUCAAAAAAGGUUCUCAAUUCUACUGUAUUUUUUUUAUGGGUUUUACCUCAGAACAUUUUUUUCUUUGUGAAUCGAUUUUGAUGAUUCUCUUCUAUUUGAAAGCUGGUGCUUCCCGUGUGCUAUAUAAAUUUGAUCGAGGUCUGAUCAGUAGUUUUAGAUCUGAUUAGUAGUUUUUUUUUAAAUUUAUUAUUAGAACUUUUAGUAGUAGUAGGCAGCGUCGACGUCGGCAGCGUGACCUUCAUAUCAUCAUCAUUACAGCCCUUCACAAGUCUACUUCCGAACAUAGGCCUCCCCCAAGAAAUGACACAAAGCACGGUCCUGAGUCAUCUGAAUCCAUUGACUUCCUGCAUGUCUUACCAGGUCGUCACUCCAUCUAGUGGGGCAACGCCUUACACUUCGUCUGCCGGUACGAGGCUGCAACUCGAGAAUUUUACUUCCCCAUCGGUUGUCGGUUCUUCACACUAUAUGGCCGCCCCAUUGACACUUCAAUACUAAUUCUACUAAUACUAAUUCUUUGGACUAUGUCGGUUACUCUGGUUCCACUGCGGAUAUACUAGUUGUUAAGUCUAUCACGCAGAGAUACGCCGAGCAUAGCCAUUUCCAUAGCUCGCUGAGCGACUUUGAGCUUCCUCAUACGGCCAGCAGUGAAGCAGCACGUCUUAGAUCCAUAGGUCAUCUCUGGCAACACGCAUUGGUUGAAUAAUCUAGUUUUGAGGUUCUGAGGUAUAUGUCUAACGAGAAGAUGUGUCGUAAUCGCCUGAACGCUACCCAGCCGAGUUGAAUCCGGCGAUUGACCUCUCGGUCGAAAUUGGACUUACCUAGUCGAACUAUUUGUCCCAGGUAAACAUAUUCGUCAACAACUUCGAACUUAGUGCUCCCAACAACUACCGGCAUAGGUGUGACAUGGACGUUAAACAUGAUUUUUGUUUUGUCCAUGUUCAUCUUCAUUAAAACCUAUCCGUUGGGAGACACCAUUGAGGUCAUUCAGCAUAGUGCUUAGGUCUUCCUGCGAUUCUUCCAUAAGAAAUAUAUCGUCUGCAAAUCGAAGGUGAGUGAUGUACUCGCCAUUGACGUUGAUACCGUAUCCUUUCCAGUCCAGUAGCUUGACAACAUCUUCCAAUGCAGUGGUUUUAGUGGUUUAGUGGAAGAGUUUCGGGGAUAUUACGUAACCCUGUUCUCUCUCUCUCUCUUAUUAAAAAACGUUACCCCCACACUAGGAUUUUCUCCUGUGUCGUGGAGGCAGUUUACAAACAUAAAUUGCACAAGGACAAACAUCCAGACCCGGAACAAUUAUUUGUAGGCCAUACAAAUACUUAUUCCGUGCGGGAUUCGAACCCGCGGCCCCUAGCGCAACAACUGAUUGCUAAGCCACUGCGCCACGGAGCCGUCAAACUGUCUUACUUAAGCUUAACUUAAGCCUGUCUUACACCUCUCUGCAGUUGGAUAGGUUUCGUACUCUGGUUCUGUACUCGGAUAGCCAUCGUAGUCCUACUGUACAAACACUUCAGCACUUCGAUAUACCGAUAGUCCACUUGGCAUCGCUGGAGGAAUUGCAGCACCGCCCAAAUUUCGACGGAAUCAAAGGCUUUCACAUAGUGUUACGCAAGAUAAAGUGGCAGAUUGUACUCUUCGGUCUUUUGUACAAUUUGCUGAAGGGUAUGUAUGUGGUCUAUGGUGUUAAAGCCUUUUCGGAAACCGAUUUGUUCGGGAAGCUGGACGUCGUCGAAUGACUCUCGAAAACAGCACGUAGACGCGGCUCAGAAGGGAAAUCGGUCUGUAGUUCUUCAAGAGAGCGUUGUCGCCUUUCUUGAAGAAUAAGACCACCGCACUUCUGCUCCACGCCUCCGCUGUAGUGCCACUAUGGAGGACGGAAUUAAAGAGCUUCUGAAGGACUUCAAGUACCGGUUUUCCACCCGCUUUCAGAAGCUCCGCUGUAAUUACAUCUUCGCCAGGGGCCUUGCUGUUUUUAAGGUGCUGGAGAGCCAUUCUAAUCUCGCUCAGACUGACGUCCGGGAUAUCAUCGGAAUAGUGUCGGAUAAGAUUUGCUCUUGGAUCGUUACUCACACUUGCGUGUGGCUCCAACGAUGACGUGUAUAUCUGUCCAUAGAACCUCUCAAUCUCCGCAUGCGUUUGGAGAUCUGUCUGUUCAGUUGCCUGUAUGCUAUCAAAUCUACUGAAGACUGCAACUUCAUUUCCCGUCUAACAGCCAUGAGAUUAAGAGUGUGAUCGGAGAGUUUUUGUGAUCUUCUGCGGCGGGUCUUUCAAAACUUAGCUCCGACCGCAUGGACAGUUUCUACAAGCUUGUCAUUUAUAUCGUGCCUUGCAUUGCAAUCUUCUAGGCACUGAAAACGGUUUCGUAGCUCGAGCUGCAAGGUUUCGGGACUUUGGAUUAGAGCACGAGGGGGACGGAGCGUUGACUUCAUUAGACGUGACCUCUCCAACUUAACGUUUAGGUUUAGUGUGUCACUAACCAUUCGGUGAUUGCUACCAGUUUUCACCUUCGCGAUCACUGAGACAUCAUAAUGAAGUCAAUCUCAUUUUUUGUCGAACCGUCGGGGCUCGACCAGGUCCACUUCCUGUGGGGCCGCUUCUGGAAGAAAGAAUUCAUCAUAAAGAGUCCCUCUUUCUCCAUGAAGUCGGCCAGCUGCUGGUCCCUUGGGUUCCUUUGCCCUAUUCCGAAUUUCCCUACUUUCAGCUCACCGUUCUCUCUUGUGCCUAGUUUUGCGUUAGUCUCCCAUUAUCACCGUAUAGUGGGUUUUGGAGGAAUGCAUGGCUCUAGAGAUAUCCUCAUACAUUUCCUCCACCUCCUCAUCGGGAUGGGCCGAGGUUGGCGCCUAAACCUGUAUGACCUUCAGCGAAUACCGUUUGGUGAUUCUGAUAAGGUACGCAACCCUCGUCGACACACUCCCAAUCUUUACAACGUUGUUAAGACGAUAAAUCCGACACCUCCUUGGGACAGAUGGUCGCCCUCCCGGUGAUAGAACAAAUUGCCGGAUUCGAGGAUUACCGUGUCCUCCCCCUCUCUUUAGACUUCGCAAAAUCCUAUAAUAUUCCAGCGCAACUUGUCUAUCUCUUCUUCCAGCUCCAGGAUCUUCUCAUCAGUUCAGAGGGUGCGUGCGUUAUAGGUUGACAGGUCGAGUCGUCUUAGGUGGCAACCGAACCUCCACCGGAAAUUCUUAGCACCCCCUGCCCCGCCGUUACCAUGGUCACCACCGUAGCCAGGAAUAGCGGGGCCGCCGGGGACUGGGAUCCGUUUAUUAGUGUCAUUGCUCAUAAGGGGCAUAUUGCCAUAGUUGCCACGCUUGGCGAGCGGGUUGAAAACCGCAGUUUUUUAUUGCUUUUUGCUGUUAUCAGAAAGAUGCUGCUGGCCCAUCUUUGCCUUAGUUUCCCUCUGUCGCCUUUUACGACAUCCACGGGAAGAUAUGGGGUAGUGAGUAUUCUUACCCGCCACUACACGGGCUUCAUAUGACUAACUUAAUUUAAGAGAAGAAAUAAAACCAAAUUUACGUAUAAUUAAGGUUUAUUAUAAUAUUGACGUGACAAAUUGAAUUGACAAAGU
This is a messenger RNA of Parnassius mnemosyne (clouded apollo), 5861 nucleotides long. Lineage: Eukaryota; Metazoa; Arthropoda; Insecta; Lepidoptera; Papilionidae. The record is from the annotation of a GenBank genome assembly.